CCGUUAUUCCUCAAGCGUCCUCUAGAGCUCGGCGCUUGUCUGAUCCAUUCUCUUCCCUCUUCGGGGAAGGCGGGACCGUAUUAGCCGGGCAGGGCGUUCUUUCCGCGGUCACAGGCGGCGUAGUCGUUCUAGGGGUGGGUCUUUCUUGGCAAAGGAAAACCCACCUUUUUCAUUGUUUGGAUCUCGAAGGAAUGUGAUGGUUUGAUCUUGCGGCGCAAGGGAGGGGGGUGAGUGAAGGAACUAGCGAGGACCCUGCUGAGAGCUGAUCUAUUCAUCCUCAAAAAGUCAAACGCGACUGAGUAGUUUGUCCUUCCAGAGACCUACCUCCGAAAAAUUCUCACCAUUCUUCUCCUGGUGCACAAGGUGAUCAAAACUCACUUGGAUCACUAAUGAUAGUGGAGACAAGGCUGAAAUAAAAAAAUAUAUAUAUAUUCAAAACUUCCUCCUAAAGGUAAGAGGAAGACAUGGACCUGAACUUCAAAUCUGUCCUCUGAUUUCUUCUUAAGAGUCCUAGAGCCACUUAGGAAACACUACCAUACAAAUGUUUACCCCUCUAUCAAACAGUCAUAAAUACCUCACAGUAGAUUAGUAUCAGAAAGAAAAAAUGACAGACACAACAAAUCGCCAUCUGAGACACAAGUUGCAGAGCUUAGGACGACGUCUAGAUGAGCUUGAAGAGGCCAGAGGAAAACUACAAAAAGCUGAAGAUGAACUUCUUGACAUUCAGGACAAAAUCAUUCAGGCUGAGGGGAGUAAUUCCUCACUUCUCACCGAUGUGGAGACAAUGCGAAAGAGAUUGCUCAGAAUUGAAGGCAAAGAUGAAGAGGUCAGGAAAGCGGAGGAUCUUUGUCGUGACGUUAGGGAGAAACUAGAUCAGGAGGAGAAAUUUACCAAGGAUCUUAAAGUGGAGAUUGAACGUCUUCAGCGCAGAAUGACUGAACUUGAGAAGCUUGAAGAGGCUUUUGGUAAAAGCAAGUCAGACUGUACCCAGUUGUGCCUUAGUCUUAAUGAGGAGAAAAAUCUGACCAAAAAGCUUGCAGCAGAGCUUGAUGCCUUGAAGGCACGUAUAAAGGAAGUGGAUACCUCUGAAGCUCGACUGGACAGGGCAGAAAAAUCCCUUACUGCAGAGAUGGAGAAACUAAAGGGUCUCACUCAGACGUUUGUGAAUGAACGCAAAAGACUUCUGGAAAGGCAGAGAGAGGAUGAGAAAAUCAUACUCAAGCUGACUGAGAAGCUUGAACGUCAGAAAAACAAAUUAGGCACAGCAGACCACAGCCAGUUUGAUUCUAGAGAUCUUCGAAUUGAGGAUGAGUUCUCAACAGGCCUCACAUGCAAACUGGCCAGGAAGAAGAGUUUUGAAUACUUGAAGCGUUCAGAUGACCUAGAUUUGCGAAAUGAGUCAAAGAAUGAGAAAAAUAGCUUAGAGGGGCAGGAAGAUAAUAAGGUUAAAGACCUCAGCCAAGAAGUGGAAAGAUUGAAGAAUCGUUUGAAGCAGAUGGAGAUAGUAGAGGAGGACUUGAAGAACAUGGAAUCCAAGAAUGCUGAACUGAUAGAAAAGUACCAGCAGGAGAGGAACCGUAGUCAAGCUCUCCAUGACGAGGUUGAGCAGAUGAAAAUGCAGCUCAACGGUUGUAGCAAUAGUAAUGGAAGCCUCUACAAUUAACAGCACUACAAAGGUCCUGGAAAAUGGCAAGGCGGAAAAUGAGGAGAUCAAUGUACGAGGAGGCUUCAGACAGGAGAAACCUAAAAUCCUAAAUAGGAGUCCUGCUGCUUCCGAACCAGUCACCUCCAAGUACAAAAGCAGAGAUGCAUCUCCUCAGCAGAGGCGAGAAACUAAGCUGAGGAACAAAGACCUUUGUCACUCCAGGGAAAGCUCCCCAAAGACUGUA
Ctenopharyngodon idella (grass carp) is the source of this 1889-nucleotide messenger RNA. RefSeq names its product leucine zipper protein 1 (gene luzp1). The transcript has 2 exons. The record is from RefSeq and is a predicted model, not a curated record. Bases 605 to 1663 code for a protein of 352 amino acids. NCBI's taxonomy places the organism in Eukaryota, Metazoa, Chordata, Actinopteri, Cypriniformes, Xenocyprididae.